This is a messenger RNA of Strongylus vulgaris, 384 nucleotides long. NCBI's taxonomy places the organism in Eukaryota, Metazoa, Nematoda, Chromadorea, Rhabditida, Strongylidae. The record is from the annotation of a GenBank genome assembly.
AUGAAGGUUGAAACCGACUAUAAACUCAAGGAGGCUCUGAUCAAGAUGGGCAUUGAUGACAUGUUCAGCGACGAGGCUGAUUUGAGCGGAAUCGUCAAAUCUCCCAAGUUGAAAGUUUCAGAUGCUGCGCACAAAGCAAUUAUCGAGAGAACAACUUACUCAAAGCUUCAUCUCGUGAUUGCUCACAACAUAAACCAGGCCUUACUAUAUACUCUAACCUUUCAGGUGGACGAAGAAGGCACCACCGCAGCUGCUGCUAGCACGGUUAAAAUUGUCCCAAUGAUGUUAAUUAUGGAGGAACCAAAGAAGUUUGUUGCCGACCAUCCCUUCUUGUUCAUUCUAACCAAAGAUAUGAACCCGUUAUUUAUGGGACAAUUUGUAUAG